AUGUCCUGCGGGUUUCUAGACUCAGACCGGAUACUCACGAAGCUUUCGUCAGUGGGCUCCUCCCAAUCUCAAAAUCACAAUCUACUUUCUAUGAAGUACCCGUUAUAUCUCACACAGGAUGACAGACCUCUCGCCGGGUUGAGAUUUGCUGUCAAAGACACACUUUCCAUACACGGCCUUCGAACGGGUUUUGGCAGCCAAGCCUGGCUCGAAACGUCUCCGGCCGCGACGUUGACAGCCCCUGCAAUCCAGCUGCUCCUGGAUGCUGGUGCGACCUUGGUUGGGAAGCUGAAAACCACCGAAUUCGUGGAAGGAGUCGACCCAAGUGAAUGGAUUCACGCGCCAUCGUCCUCGAGCACCGGCAGCGCCGUUGCUAUAGCUGCCUACGAAUGGCUAGAUUUCACUAUUGGUACGGAUACAAGAGGCUCGAUUAGGCACCCUGCCGGUGUAAAUGGAGUGUAUGGACAGAGACCCUCCCACGGGCUUGUGAGCCUCGAAGGCGUGCUUGGCGCGACUGACUUGUUCAACACCGUCGGCAUAUUUGCCAGGGAUGUCCGGGUGUUUUCUGAUGUUGGCUCAUACCUCGUCAAUCCGCGAAAGUUUCCACAACCGACACCCGAAGUCCGGAAGUACAAUUUGCUUUAUCCGACUCGCGCAUCACAAACCCAGACUCCCUAUCAAAUUCACGGCGGUCAACAUCGCUGGUUCCCUCACCCCUCGGUGGACACGGCCUUCUGGACCGAGGCCGAAAAGCAAAUUGAAGGCAUGCUACUCAACCUCGAAUCCAAGCUCAACUGCGAGCGGAUCGCAUUCAACAUCAACGAGCUGUGGCGCGCAACACCACCGAUCGGGCAGCCGAGGUCACUGGACGAAGCGGUUGGCCACAUCUACUCGGCAGUCACCACCGCAUCCGCCAUCCACGGCGGGCUCGAUAAGUUCAUCUCCGAGUUCCAGACCGCCAACGACGGCGCAGCGCCGAAGAUGUCCGAACUCGUCAGUCGGCGCCUCGAUCACGCCCGGCCACUCAAACCGGUGCAGAUCGCUGCCGCCCUGCAGGCAAUGCAGGCGUUCCGCUCGUGGACGCAAACCACGCUGUUGGUCUUUCCGCAGUCCUGGGGACGGCGGGAUUAUCGCGACGACGUCCCCGAUCGCAGUGUGUUGUUCAAUGACACUUUCAGCAUCUACUCGUUUGGGUAUCUGGUGGGGUGUCCGGACUAUACGGUGCCGGUGGCUGAGGUGCCGUAUUUCUCGACCGUCACGGAGCAGACCGAGUUUCUCCCCGUCUCGAUCAGCUUGGUUGGGAGGCCCGGGACCGACUUGGAGUUGUUUGACCUCUUGCGAUAUUUGCGUCAGGAGGGAGUUAUCGCUGAUGUCUUGGCUGGCUCAAGGCUUUAUGCCGAUGCCACCAGUGGACAGGGUUGCAAUUUGGACAGGCCAGAUUAG
Messenger RNA from Exophiala aquamarina CBS 119918, 1443 nucleotides. RefSeq lists its product as uncharacterized. NCBI's taxonomy places the organism in Eukaryota, Fungi, Ascomycota, Eurotiomycetes, Chaetothyriales, Herpotrichiellaceae. Bases 1 to 1443 code for a protein of 480 amino acids. The record is from RefSeq and is a predicted model, not a curated record. The transcript is spliced from 3 exons.